Molecule: messenger RNA, 4637 nt
Organism: Brassica napus (rape)
Lineage: Eukaryota; Viridiplantae; Streptophyta; Magnoliopsida; Brassicales; Brassicaceae
Exons: 2
Coding region: 1341-2270 (309 amino acids)
Source: RefSeq, a predicted model, not a curated record
AGUGUUUUAUGGUGAGUCAAGUUCAUCAACCAAGGACGAGGACCCGAAAGUGAAACAAAACGUCCUGGGUGUUGUGCCUAGGACCUCAGUCCCUCCACGUACCGACCCAGUUGGAAUCUUUGGAGACCAUUGCGAUGUCCAACAUCGUCCAGUUGUAAUCAAAAGAAGUGUGACAUGUUUUUUUCUGAGAAAACUCAGGACAUACAUAUGGCUCGGUUAGUGUUUCAAAAAAAAAAGUGUUUCAACAAUAAAACAUAUGGCUCGGUUAGAAACCUAGCAAACCAAAUUAAAUGAACACUGAUUAUUUAAAAUAAAGGUUUACAAGAUUUUGACCCGCGCUUUGUAUGAACAGUUUAUAUAAAUUCGUAUUCAUGAUUUAUUUUAUCUAUUGUAUGAACACGGAAAAAUAUUUUAUAUGCAUAUUCAUAGUUUUUAAUUUCGUAUUUUAAUGUUUAGAUAAGGAAUAAUUAAUUAUAAAUGUUUCCAAUUUUAUUAUAGUUGUAAAUAUACCCGCGCUUAUAACUUGAGAAUUUUUACAUUCAGAUAUUUAUAUAUCAGAUUGAAGAAGCUUUUGAUAUCAUGUACAACAUCAAAUGGUAGAAAAAGUUAAUAUCCAUGUUUUUUUUGUCAAAUAUAUAUUUGGUUUUGAUGAUUCGAAGUUAUUUGUUAUUUGUUACAUGUGACAUAUGUUAAUUAAUUAGAUUAGGAAACCAUAUGUAGUAAUGUGGGUGAGAGACGUGGGCUCCACCACUUUAGUAUUAGGGGGGUUAUUGGAAUCAGAAUUUAGAAGGAGUUAAGUGAUUUUAAAAGUUGACAGAUUCUUAGAAGUUAAGUAGAGUUAACAAAUAUUCUCUAAAUUUCUAUCAAAUACUUUGAAUUGACUUUUGUAGAUUUUAUUGAUUUUUAUGGAUUUGCAUAAUAUAUUAUUUUCAAAAUGUUUCGUCUUAUAAGGCAAUGUAUAACAAUCUCUUCGGAAAAUUUCCAAAAACAAAAUCUCGAUGUAAACCAUAUACAUAUAAACAUCACGUAAUUGACACAAUGAUACCCAUAUCUUCUUCUCUUCUCCUUUUCCUUCUCCUUCUCGUGUCCACCUACAGGUAUCUACUUCUGACCAUUAUUUUAUAGCUCUUUUUAUAUUCAGUAGAAUAAAAUUAUUUUCCAGCCACCAUUGUUGACCAUUGUGUAUUAUUAUUCUACGUAUUGCUUUGUGUUUUGACUUCUUUUUGUGACUUUCGUCAUUUGAUUUUUGCUAGCUUGUGUUUUUGUCUUCAGUUUGAAAGUUUUUUAUUCAAUUGUUAAUUAUUUAUACUAACUAUAGUUAGUUCUUGAAUAAGAUUACAAUGGAAGAUAAGGAAAAAGGUAAAUAUAAUUCCUGGACUCAGGAUGAAACGAAAAUAUUGAUUGAAUUACUUGUGGAGGGAAUUAAACGUGGAUGGCGUGAUUCUAGUGGUAUAAUAAACAAGGCAACGGUAGAAAAUAAAAUACUACCAGUCCUCAAUGAAAGAGUUGGAUGCCAGAAACUCCACAAGCAUUAUCAAAGCAGGAUAAAGUUUUUGAAAAACCUAUACAAUAGCUAUGUUGAUCUUCAACGUAAUAGCUCUGGAUUUGGAUGGGAUUUUGAAACAAAAAGGUUUACAGCUUCUGAAGAAGUGUGGCAAGGAUAUUUGAAGGCACAUCCAAACCACCAGUAUAUGCGCUAUGACUCACAUGAACAGUUUGAAGAUUUGAAGAUAAUCUUUGAUGGUACAACUGCCAAUGGUGGCAAUUCACUUGGAUUAAGUGAUACUACUGAUGCUAGUACUUACCUUGUUGGUGAUUAUCAAGUGAAAGAAAAGUUUGGUGAAAGCAAUGAUGAUGUUACUGAUGUGGCUUUUGUUUCAAAACAAAAUCUGAAAGGUCAUAGAGAAAAACUGAUCCCAAGAAAGAGGUCUAGAACUGACGCAUGCUACAAUUCAGAGGAGCUGAAGAAUGAUGACAAUGAUUCCAUUGUUGCUGUGAGCAAUAAGAUCCUUAAUAUCAUACAACAAAGGGAAGAGAGACAACAAAAAGAAGCUGAAAAAAGAGAGGAGAAACUCAGAUUGGAAGCUGAGCAACAAGAAGCUGAAAAAAAGAAAAACAAUGUUUGGGAUGCCAUGAAAGAGAUCACUAAUUUGGACCAGCGUACCAAAUUUAAAGCUGUGACUCUUAUCUAUUCCCUGGGGCUGAAAGAUGUUUUUGCAGAAAUGUCGGUAGAAGAACGCUUUGGUUGGAUCCAAACCAAUCUUAGCUAGAACUGAUCAUUGCUUCAGCUACAAGUGAUCCUUGUUUUAAUUUUAUAUUUAUUUGUUUUUGAUGAUAUUUGAGACUUUUUUUGAAUUUGGUUGAUUAAUAAUAAUAUGGAUUUUGAUAAAUCAGUUCUCCCUGAUGUGGUUUUCUCGUUUCAGCAUAAUAGUUGUUUGUUUGAUUUAACAGCUUUUUGUUGUGUGAUGUCAUGAUUUAGAACUGCAUGUUUCACUUGUUUACAAAAGUCGUAAGUUCUUUACGUCUUUAUCUCUAAUCCAUUACUCUAAUAAUAUUAUUAUAUGUAUGUAGGUGUGUUGUCAUGGUAGUGAUCAUAGAAGAAGAAGCAAACAAUAUGGAAGAUGACGAAACAGAUUUGGAUAUCAUGCUAGUAAUGCUGGAUAACCUAGCAGGAGCCUCUACAACCCAUAUGAAUUGCAUUGAACGUCCUCUUUGUCGGCCAAUCACGAACAUUGGUUAUGAUUACAUUCAGAAAGCAUUGAAGGAAAAACCGGAACACUUUCGAUCUUUAUAUCGUAUGUAUCCAAGCUCAUUUCUCAAGCUGUGUGAUCUUAUUAGGGUGAAAACUUGUCUGCGAGAUACUCGCAAUAUAUGCGUCGAAGAGAUGGUGGCUACAUUUCUCUUAACUAUUGGCCAGAGUUCAAAAUAUUGUUACACAAUAGACACGUUCAAGAGAUCAGUAUUUGCCACUAGUGAGAACUUCCAUAAGGUUCUAAAAUCACUGAAUACUUUAGCGCCAGACCUGAUGGCGAAGCCUGAAGUGACAACAUGUGCAAAGAUAAGAGAGAGCACAAGGUUUUAUCCUUACUUCAAGGUACAUAGUUCUGAUUUUGUCUAAAGUAUUUUUAAUAAAAGUUUCUUUCAAUAUUUUUUUUAUUUGACAUCUGAAUUUUUUAUUAUUACAGGAUUGCAUCGGAGCAAUAGAUGGCACACAUAUAUUUGCAAUGGUGCCAAAAUCUGAUGUGCCAAGCUAUCGUAAUCGCAAAGGAUUUGUAUCACAAAAUGUUCUUGCGACUUGCAAUUUUGAUCUAGAAUUCAUGUAUGUUCUUAGUGGGUGGGAAGGUUCAGCUCAUGAUUCAAAAAUAUUAAGUGAUGCUCUAACAAGAAGCACUUGCAAACUAGAAGUUCCAGAAGGUAUGGGUGACAAAUUUUUUAGUUCAUAUUAUUAGAAUGUUCUAUGUAUAUACAACUUAUUUUGUAAUGUUUAAAUUCUGUAGGAAAAUUUUAUUUAGCAGAUUGUGGGUUUGCCAACCGUCAGAAGUUUUUAGCUCCAUUUAGAAGUACUCGGUAUCAUCUACAGGAUUUUACGGGCGAAGGUCGUGAUCCCAGUAACCAGAACGAGUUAUUCAACUUGCGGCAUGCGUCUUUAAAAAAUGUGAUCGAGAGAAUAUUUGGUAUCUUCAAAUCUUGGUUUCUGAUUUUUAAAUCUGCUCCUCCUUUCUCUUUUAAGACACAAGCGGAGUUAGUUUUGGCAUGUGCUGGAUUGCAUAACUUCUUACGUAAAGAGUGCCGAUCAGAUGCUUUUCUAGAAGAAGUGAUCAAUGAAAACCGUGAAGAAGAAGAAGAAUGUGGAGAAGUGGGCACUGAAGAAGUAGGUAUUCUUGAAUCUCAGCAACGAGAGUAUGCUAAUAACUGGAGAAAUAUGAUAGCUUCUAAUAUGUGGACCGAUGCAGUAGGAAAUGGAAGUCAACGGUGAUGGUGAGACUUUUAUAAUUUAUUUAUUGAUAUUAUGGUUUGGUGUGUUCACGUAGCCACAUAAAUUUUAUGGUACUUUGUGUUAUGUUUGGUGUGUUCAGGUUCUUAGUUUUCUUAUGAUAAUAAUCAGUCUUUGACUUUUGUGAUUUGUGAUUUUUUGGAAACACCAUUCUUGUUAUCAAUGUGAGUUUGGUUUCUUCACCAUUAUUGUGUUUAGUUGCAAUAUGUGCAUGUUUUUUUUUAUUUCACAGAUUUCAAAAAUCUUAUGAGAAUAGAUGAUAUUUUCAAAGUCUAGUUUUAUGAGUAAAAACAUAAGGAAUUCACCUCCCAAUAACAAUAGAAUUCAAUAGAAUGAUAAAAUCCAAAAUAACUAAACUUUAUGAAUAACAAAUGAUUUGAAUGGAAUUUAAAAGUUGUUAAACCAAUAACAAUAGAUUAUGAUAAGACUUUUUAAAUCUGUAAACCAAUAACGAUGGAUUCUCGAAAUUUUAUAAUUCCUUUAGAAUUCUUAAACCAAUAACCCCACCUUAGUCCUGUGAAAACUAAAACUGAUUUUACGGUUAUACAUACAAUAGUAUUGAUUUCCGCAAGGUAGAUAAAUUAACGACGGUUUGCAUAUUAAAAAAUGGGUCCAAUGGCAAAGUUGUAAUAUGUCAGGUAAU